AUGGAAAACAGCAAUGUGUCCUUAGUUGAAGAUACUCAUCAUAAGUCACCGUCCAUUCAACAGACGACAAGAACGUCUCAUACCACCUCAGAACUUGUGCAUUCACAUGCGGUGAACCUUUCCAUGCCGCCUGGCGGGCCGACUCAUCCUUUUGGUUCCCUUAUACACCCAACCCCUACUUCUACUCCACCCCCUCUACCUUCUAUACAGCAGUUGCAACAAACAAGCAUUCAGCAACAACCAAUAACCCUUACCAUUAAAAUAACUCCAAAUAACGACACUGCAAAAAAAAACCGAAAGAAGAGGAAGCAUAAUUCGUAUGGAACUCCUAUAGAUUCUCCCAUUUCGUUAAAUAGGGACGAGGAUUCAAAGUCAGAGUCGGAAUAUGGUGACAACUUGAAUGAAUAUGUUACCAGAAGUGAGGCAUUCUCGGAUUACGAUACGGAAGAUUCGUCAAUGAUAACGCCAGUAGAUGCAUUAAAAAGAUUAUUAAUGCAAUUCACUGCUAUGUCUCCUAUGAGACUUGAAUCCAUAUUACCAGUACUUUUAGAUAACGAUAUAGAUGACCCUGAUAUUCUUCUCUUAAUUGAAAACGAACAAUUCCUUCGCGACCUUCGUGGUAAAAAUGGUUCUGAAAUUA
Molecule: messenger RNA, 640 nt
Organism: Racocetra fulgida
Lineage: Eukaryota; Fungi; Glomeromycota; Glomeromycetes; Diversisporales; Gigasporaceae
Source: the annotation of a GenBank genome assembly